AUGGCCAUCUUAUUAAGUAGGUCCCUACAGACAGCAAUAACCACCCGUGAGUCCCUGUAUGCCUCCAAGCAGGCCCUGCGCGAGGAUGAACUGGUAGUAUUCCUUGCAGAGGCUGGUCAUCAUGACGGAGAAGACGUAGACGAUGGCGGCCGGCGGGAUGACGACGCCGCCAUAGCGAUCGAACAGCGGGCCGCCAAACAGGCUGCCGAUGAAGAUGAAGAAGAGUUGCAGCGAGCCGAUCCAUGCGAUGCUGGAGUCGCUGUGGUUCUUGAGCUGCAUCGCAUCUCAUCUCAUUUUCAAGGCUUCUCAGCAGACAAACCCAAAAGAAUUGAUGUAGCCAAACGUGCAGAACAUGGCCCCGGCAUGGCCUGCCGCCACCGACCAGGCGCGAAGGCCGCCCUCAGGGAAGUCGAGCGGAGCAGCCUUUUCGAGACUGCUGUCGGAAGGGACCUUCUCGGUGUCUGCCGACACUCGGGGGGUGCUUUCGCCGUGAAGCAGCCCAGCUGGCUGACUGGGAUGGGCGUCAGUGUACGAUUCAGAAGCCAUGGCAGUCUCGUAUUGAAGAAUGCUCGAGUGGACAAGCUGGUGAAGACCCCCGACGAGGACGCUCGCAGGCGGUUUUUAGGGCUAAUUUCCUUCCCGGGAUAUCGGUCUAUUCGGGGGAACUGGACUUUCCAGGAUGUGAGAAGAGGACUGCAGAAUCCAGUGACUGGAAUUGAAUAUCGAAUAAAAAUUGCAACCGAACCCAAUGCCAUUUUCAAAUCUGGACCCUGGUAUGUACUUAAGCAGGCAGAAGAUUCUCUGCUUCACGCUAGCUGGGCUGUGAUCAUCACUAUUAUUGUAUUCAGUAUUAGAUUAUCAGUCUUUUGCGUUUGCGAGGAGGCAGGCCGAUGGACUCAGGGCCUCCUGCAGGUCCACGAGCGCCAAGCAUUGUUGCGGCGGAAGUCAGUCGGGACUCAAUUUGCAUCUGAUAGAGAGACGCCGUGGCAUGAUAAUGAAAUGAGCUCGCAGUCUCGCGUGUUUGUUAUUGCUAGACCACCUGACUUGGCUAAAAGAAUACCUGACAUUCGCUCUGCUACUACAAGCACAUAA
Rasamsonia emersonii CBS 393.64 is the source of this 1092-nucleotide messenger RNA. RefSeq lists its product as uncharacterized. The transcript is spliced from 4 exons. The record is from RefSeq and is a predicted model, not a curated record. Bases 1 to 1092 code for a protein of 363 amino acids. Lineage: Eukaryota; Fungi; Ascomycota; Eurotiomycetes; Eurotiales; Trichocomaceae.